Molecule: messenger RNA, 2235 nt
Organism: Hippoglossus stenolepis (Pacific halibut)
Lineage: Eukaryota; Metazoa; Chordata; Actinopteri; Pleuronectiformes; Pleuronectidae
Gene: vimr2
Product: vimentin-related 2
Exons: 10
Coding region: 157-1338 (393 amino acids)
Biological process (GO): skeletal muscle organ development
Cellular component (GO): Z disc; cell-cell junction; sarcolemma
Source: RefSeq, a predicted model, not a curated record
AUGUUCACGCUAUAGUUAGUCUCCUCAGCGACAGAUGAGAGAUCCAUCGCCUCAGUGAUACAUUCUCAUUCCUUGUGAAUAUUAAACCCCGGCGGGGACCCUGCUGACUCUUGUAUGCCUGUUGUGUUGUAGUCCAGUUUGAAUCUGUCUGAAGCCAUGGCCAUGCUCAGAGUGUCUUCUUACCGGAGGCUGUUUGAGGAGGAAACGUGGAGUCGAAGUGGAGGAUUGAGUUUGCCGUGUGCGGGGCAGUAUCGGGCCUCUGUCAGGCGUGCGGCCGCCGACAAGUGCGACUGUGACUGUGACAAGCUGGACUUUGUCGCUGCCAAGUCUCUCAACAAGGAGGGUCUGAACCGGUUCGCCCAGGACCGCACCGUCAUCGCUGCCCUCAACGACCGCCUGGUCGGCCUUAUAGAGCUGGCUCGUUGUUUCGAGGAGGAGAAUGAGGCGCUUGAAUGUCAGAUUGUGGAGCUCGAGGAGAAGCCGAGAAGUCGCCCAGCCGCCUCCUCCUCCAUCACCUCCGCCGUGGCUCAACCUGACUACAGCCUGGAUGCAGUGGUGGAGAGACUGCGCAGGGAGAGGGACGAGAUUCUGUGCGACACCGAGGAGCUGCACAAAGAGCUGGAGUGUCUGAAGAGCGGCUACGAGGAGGUGGCACAGCAGAGAGUCUUCUACCAGCAAGAACGACAGGAUGUGGCUGAGGUUGUGGAUGCUGUGACAGCAGAGUGUUUGGCGCUGAGGGAGCAAGUGGCUAUCUACGAGGAGCAGCUGGCCAACAUGGAGGCCCGGCACAAGACGGAGGUGGAGAGUCUGCUGGAUCCAGCCGACUGGACCACAGGAGCAGCUGCAGCUCUUGGAUUCUGCAGCCCGGACAUGACUCCGGUCCUGGAUGUGAAGGAGUUCUACUGCCAGCUGGCUGAGUGUCUCCAGUACGAGUGCGGAGCUGCCUCCUCUGCUGCAGUCCGCGGUGGUGAUCGAAAACAACUGGAAGUGGGAGCUGCCGUAGGGUCAAAGGUCACAGACUUGCCAAAGAUACAGGACGUCGGUGAGCUGAAGAUGCUGAUUCCCGAGCUACAAAAGGAGCUUGUGGAGCUUGAGAAGUGUAACGAGGAGCUGGAGGAUGAGGUGGAGAUGAAGAAAGCUGCAUACAUGGAUGAGAUUGCUGAUUUGAAGUUCACCAUGGAUGAGAUGCGGCAGCAGGAGACCGACUUCCAGGUACAGAUGAAGGAGCAGUGUGAAGACUACAAGGAGCUGCUCAGUGAGAAGAUGGCCAGAGACAUGGAGAUAGUCGCCUACAGGAGUCUGUUGGAGGACGAAGAGGAGAGGCUGUGCGACCUGUGAGACGAGGACGAAGAGUGAGACCGGGCGGCUGGAGUUUGGAUGGAUGCUCCCAUACACACACACACACACACGGAUUAGAAAACAGACAAUAGUGAAACGCAGACCCAAAUCGGCACUAGGACGAAGCGCAAGGUACCGACGGAGCAAUUUGAGCAGAUGUAAACUUAUCAUGACAGAUUAAUGCUGUCUGGAGGCCUAAGCCGGGCCAUUGAUAACAGGUCGCUGGCAGAUGACCCCGAGACUCCAAGAAAGAUGGAAGUGUCUAAAAGUGGGAGGGAGGUGGGAGGACGGGGGCUCAGCCAGGAGUGUGUGUCCAUUCAGUGUCUGGCAGGGAUAUUUCCUCAAGUGGGUUUUAUCUUUACCAGUUCGGUGAUGUGAUUCAUAAAUGUUUUGUCCCCUUAGUGUCAAACAAGUCUGACACACAAACACACACACUCACACACACACACACCAGAGGCUGAACAGUGCGGCUCCUUGGAGUUCUUCCCCCUCUGAUUCCACCUCGUCCAUCACUCACACUCUGUCUGAUUACCAGCUCUUAACCCUUGACCCCUUCACUGUUAACAAACACAUUGACCUCUCCCUCCACCCCCCCGUGACCAAAAGCGUCUCACCGUCCUUUAGCUUUUACAGUCGCGCAUUCAUGUUGGUUUUACAUGUAACUGUUUGCUUUUCAAAUGGUUCAUGAAGUUGUUUCCCUGCAGCUCAUAGACGAAUCCAGCACCUGGAUCCUUCUACGAGAAAAGAGUCAUUAUUCCUUCUUAGUACACGACUUUAGUAAUCCUUUUUUUCGUAUUUGCUCCAAGUCGUCUGUGAUAAAUCAUCUUUUGCUCCUGCUUCUGCCCAAGAGUCAGAAUGUGCUUCAGAUUUAAAUUAAAUAAAAGUAUUUGCUUGAGA